GAUUUUCAAAACAAAAAACGGAAUCAGUUCGUAAAAAGUCCUCAAGCGUCCACGAUCAACCGUGAGUUAUUCUUAAUAUUAUAAAUUAGGAAUAAAACUGCCACGCUGCGUAAAUCAGUGAUCAACGUUAUGAAAAUAAAAUUGCCACGGGACCGAUUUCCGUCAACGUCUUCUAAUGAAGACCUUGAUACUAGUAAUGAUUGGGGGGACGUUCGUCCACUGGCGAUGAUGCCCCGACUGCCCCCACCUCAUCCACCUCAGAGUAUCGUCGUGGGGGCAGUAAGGAAGAGAAGAGGUAACCUCCCAAAGAAUUCUGUCCGUAUCUUAAAGAGGUGGUUAUAUGAACACCGAUACAAUGCGUAUCCAAGUGAUACUGAGAAGUUUGCUCUUAGUCAAGAGGCCAAUUUGACAGUUUUGCAGGUAUGCAACUGGUUUAUAAACGCACGUCGCCGUAUUUUACCCGAGAUGAUAAGACGCGAAGGUCAUGACCCUUUACACUAUACGAUAUCACGUAGAGGUCGGAAACAGCUUCACAGCAUGGGACCAAUUGUGGGGCCCAUGGGGCCCAUGGUAGGAUAUCCUUCUACUUCGGGGUUCGGCAUUCCACCUGGUAAUAUUAUGGUACCUUGGAAUGGAGUCGAAGUUCAGAAUAUCAUCGAUCCAAGUCGUCCAAACGAUUAUGGAGACGGUCUCUUAGUAUACCGCGAUGAACCGGAGCUGGGGGAUGGCGAGGAAGACUACUCCAGUACCAUUAGUGAGGAAGAGGUGAAAUACGACCCCUCAGUGUGGCAAAGCGUAAUACGUUAUGGGCCCGAGGACAGGGAUUUGAAGGUUGACAAGAGUCCAGUAGUAAUGGCAGUAACUACUGAUGAUGUACCAGAGCUGAGCGAGAGUACAGUUUGGACCCAGCUCACUCCGAUACAACCUCGUCGGCAGGUGAGCCCUCCACCGCCACCUGUUGCCGUGGAACUAGAAGUCGCUACCACUGAUAUGUGGUGUCACACUUAGGAAUUAAAAUUUAGUAUAGUUUAAUUUAUCAGAUCAAAAACCUGUUGCCAUUUAUCAUAGGCCCAGACAAUUCAAAAUUUCAUAAGCGCCAUAGAAAUGUUAAACUUUUGAAAGAUAUUAGGUUCUCUUAUGCUAAUAAAGAAUAAAGAUUAGUGGAAGGAAUUAUGUGCAGAUGGCGUCGGUGUUAAAACUAAGUUGAAUUGCAGACCCAAUUUGUAACUUAGUUUCAAUAAAAAGAUUUUGGUUCUGUCGAAGUUGUUUAGUUUGAUUUAAUAAACGAUUCU
Molecule: messenger RNA, 1292 nt
Organism: Pieris brassicae (large cabbage white)
Lineage: Eukaryota; Metazoa; Arthropoda; Insecta; Lepidoptera; Pieridae
Product: homeobox protein TGIF2LX-like
Exons: 5
Coding region: 130-1008 (292 amino acids)
Biological process (GO): regulation of transcription by RNA polymerase II
Molecular function (GO): DNA-binding transcription factor activity, RNA polymerase II-specific; RNA polymerase II cis-regulatory region sequence-specific DNA binding
Source: RefSeq, a predicted model, not a curated record